Molecule: messenger RNA, 1200 nt
Organism: Paramuricea clavata
Lineage: Eukaryota; Metazoa; Cnidaria; Anthozoa; Malacalcyonacea; Plexauridae
Source: the annotation of a GenBank genome assembly
AUGUUCCGAGUGUUUGUUGAAAUGGGAAAGAAAAGAGAAGCGGUAUCUGCGUGCGAGAAACUGACAGCUAACCCAGUAGUUGUUCAUGAUGCAAUUCACAGGGAACCUCCUUCCAGUAUCACAUACCUUAUCGAAGCCUGCCAUCGCGAGUUGUUGUCUCUUUUGAGUGAUGAAGACCGAAAGCAACUUCAGAAUUGUGAACUUCCGUUAUCUCCAGCAAGUAUUUUCAAAUUGUAUUACAUGCUUAACGAAUACACCUUGGCACUGAAAUACUACACGAACGAGACACAAUCACCCGACUUGAGCGAAAUGAAAAUUUCAUGCUUGCGCUUAGCUGGAAAUGAAUUAGUGGAAAUGGGUAGAGGAGAUGAAUCAGAUACAUACUUCACGCAAUUUCUUGCAAUGCUUCAAACUAAAGAGGGAUUUCUGGACAAGCCCUUCCAUGCUCAAUGCGCAACCCUUGCACGAUAUUCUUCUGCAAAUCAAUAUUACAUUUUCCGCUCGUUGGGACGGAUAAUGGAACACGAAAGAGGGAAUCUUGAUGGUGCAACUCAGUGUUAUGAACGAUGCCUUAAACUGGAUGCGGAUUUGAGCCUUGACCAAGACCUUGUGGCAACCCUGAAUGAGCUUUAUCGAUCAAAAGCGUUAACAGGUGAUAUAGAAAACCAAGAUUCCUGCGAACGGCUGAUGAGCCAUGAUUUAGAUUUGUUCCAGGAGCUGUUUCAAGAGUUUGCCGAAUUGUCAAUAUUUGAAGAAUGGUCGUUUGCGUCAAGUUUGUUAGAAUUGGAAUGUUAUCAUGAAGCUGUUGAACAUUUUGAAAAUGUUAUUAAAAGAGCAGGUGACGAACCUAUGGUCUAUACGGACGUAGACAAGCCGUCGAUCGACGUUUACCUUCGUCGUGAGAUUGAAACUAGUGGCAGUAUUACCAUCACAGUGAAAGUCCACGCUUUCUACGAGUUAAUUUUAACUUAUAUGAAAUUGAAUGAAGUGGGAAAAGCCCAAGAAGUUGCGCUUGGAUUGGAGAAUUAUGUUGAACGCUUUCAAUUAACUCCAGAGUAUUCUCUGGCUCUUUCUACUCUAGGAUAUGCCAACAAACUAAUUGGAAACAAACAAAAAGCCGCGGAGAUAUUUGUUUCGGUACUGGAAAUCAACCCGGGGCAUUUACCGGUCACAGAAGCAUUGGAAAGCCUCUGUGUGUGA